This is a messenger RNA of Eremomyces bilateralis CBS 781.70, 1192 nucleotides long. RefSeq lists its product as uncharacterized. The transcript has 2 exons. Gene Ontology annotation, molecular function: pyridoxal phosphate binding. Lineage: Eukaryota; Fungi; Ascomycota; Dothideomycetes; Eremomycetales; Eremomycetaceae. Gene Ontology annotation, cellular component: intracellular anatomical structure. The record is from RefSeq and is a predicted model, not a curated record. The coding region runs from base 142 to 987 and encodes 281 amino acids.
CAGUGGAGUUCAUCAGCGGAUCAACAAUUGAAGUAUCUACAUCUACUACAGCCCAUGCAUUAAACAGUCUCAUGCGACAAUUAUCUUAGCGCUCAAAGGAUCUGUUGCAGGGCUACCCUGAUGUGAGAUUUCCCCAGAACAAUGGCAUCCGACAUGCAGAUCAAUCCGCAACGAACCGCUCAGUUGAGCGAGAACAUAGCCCAAGUGCUCAAGAGCAUAAACCGUGCCAGCAAGGGUAAGCAGGUGCGCCUCGUGGCUGUUUCAAAACUCAAGCCAGCAAAUGACAUCCUCGCAUUACAUACUGCAUCGUCCAACCCGCAAUCGCAUUUCGGCGAGAACUAUGUGCAGGAGUUGCAGGAGAAGGCGGCGAUCCUUCCCCGAUCGAUAAAAUGGCACUUCAUCGGAGGACUACAGACGAACAAGUGCAAGCCGCUUGCCGAGCGCAUCCCGAACCUAUGGUGUGUCUCUAGCGUAGAUGAGGUAAAGAAGGCGGAUGCUCUCGAGAAGGGACGGGCCGCGUUGGCCAACUCACCUAAUGCUCAGAAAACGGAGAAUGAGAGCAAGCCGGAGGAAUUGGAUGAAAAGCUACGCGUGCUUGUCCAGGUCAACACAUCUGGGGAGAGGAAUAAGAGUGGCUGCGAGCCGAGCGAGACACCGGCUCUAUGCCAACAUAUCAUCUCUUCAUGUCCGCAUCUGCGUCUAUCCGGGCUAAUGACGAUCGGCUCGAUUGCACGGUCAGUUGCUACCACGCUGGAGAAUGAAAACGAAGAUUUCAUCACAUUGCGGAGCACGCGGGACGAAGUUGCUUCCAAGCUAGGGCUGAAGCCCGAGGACCUAGAUUUGUCCAUGGGAAUGAGCUCCGAUUAUGAAGGUGCAAUUGCAAUGGGCAGUAGCGAAGUGAGGGUAGGGAGUACGAUAUUCGGGGAAAGGCCACCGAGAAAGGAGGCCAAGGUUCGAGAGGAUGCUUCGGAAUCCCAGCCGUCAUGACCGCAUAGCUCUUCUCAUGAGUGAGAUGAAUAUGAAAACUAUGAACAAAGAAGGAGAUUAAUCACCACAAUGUUUCCUGAGUACCUAUCACGUCGCUCAAGUCAUUUUCCACCAGUCCCGGGGUACGACCCCUCGCAAUUAUGUCGCACCAAAAAGGCUAGUAAACAACGUUCUUGAUAUGUAGGCAAUGCUGCCCAAAUAUGAU